AUGGAUUCGAAAAAUGAUUGGAUAUUAAAGAGUGUAACAGAAAUAACGAAACCGCUUGACAAAUACAAAAGUGAUGAAUCUAAAAGGAUCUCUGCAGGUGCAGAUAAGAGACACAGGAAAAAACAUCGUGAACUGAAAUAUAACUAUAAAGGUUCCAAGAAUAGGAUGCAUGAAAAAAGGAAGAAAUUUGAAGAGCUAGAAGACCAACAAGAAACCCCGGACAUGGACGGGAGCAGAAACAAGAUUUCUUCGGACAAAGUGAGUAAAAGCAGAAAGUCAGGGUUACCUACAACAAAUAAUCGUUCGGAAGAAUUCUCACAUGAACCCAAAACAAAGUACAGCAUGUCGAAAAAUAUGGGUAGUGAUUUCAUCAGGAAAAAAAUUGAAAAAAGUAAAACGGAAAGCAGCUCAACAGAGACAAGAGGAGACAAGCUGAGACAAGAGGCGCAAAAACAUCACGACAGAAGGAAUCACAGAAAAGACAUGCAAGAGCAAUCAAGCGAUUCCUCCAAGAAGACUGUGAAAAGGACUAAUGAAAAAUUAGAUCCAAGAACUGAUGUGGCAAGGAAAACGGGAGUUAAAAGUGAAAUCAAACAGAGUGUAAAAAGUCCCAGAAGUUGUGCAAUGAAAAAUUCGAGAAAGGUCAACAAAGUUAAAAAGGAGAGAAUAAAGAACAAAAAGUCAGAAGAGAAACUGGCAAAAACUGCUGAAAUUAUCGAAGAAACACUCACGAAAACUUUGGGCAAGAAUAAAGCAAAAGGAAUGACUGUGGAAAAGAAGGAUGUAAACACGUCCGGUACGAAUUCGGAAAGUAUCAGUGGAUCAGAAAAGAAGGAAGGAAAAAAGAUGGAGAAAGUAAGUAGAAAAAAGGGUAGGGAAUUUAAAGUCCCUGUUGAAUCUCAAAAGUCAUCGAGGAAGAUAAAAGUGAGGGAUUUGACUAGAAAGGAAAAAGACAGAAGUAUAUCUGAUAAAGAAUCAGAGAGUAUCAGCGAAUCAGAAAAAAAGCAACGAAAGGAGAAGCUAGAAGUAAAGGAAAAACAGGAAAGGUUUCUGAUGAGCUUAAUGAAUCUGAAAAGGUUAGAGAUACGAAGAAAGCCAAAAAACACAGAAAUAGUUGGGAAAAUACGAGUGAACAGUAUAAAAUAA
Molecule: messenger RNA, 1146 nt
Organism: Loa loa (African eye worm)
Lineage: Eukaryota; Metazoa; Nematoda; Chromadorea; Rhabditida; Onchocercidae
Exons: 3
Coding region: 1-1146 (381 amino acids)
Source: RefSeq, a predicted model, not a curated record